AUGCACGCACGCACAAAAAAACAAAAGCCCCCAAAUAACAACAACAAACAAACAGUUCUGGAUUUCUUCCAAUUCUUAUACUAUUCUAUUGUAUUCUGUUGUGUUCUAUUCUAUUCUAUUCUUUCUUUCUUUCUUUCUCUCUUUCUUUGUCUGUUCAUAUCUAUCUAUCUAUCUAUCUAUCUAUCUAUCUAUCUAUCUAUCUAUCUGCCUUGUGCCACAUCUAAGCUACGCUUGAAAAUCACUAUCUAUCUAUCUAUCUAUCUAUCUAUCUAUCUAUCUAUCUAUCUAUCUAUCUAUCUAUCUAUCUGCCUUGUGCCACAUCUAAGCUACGCUUGGAAAAUCACUAUCUAUCUAUCUAUCUAUCUAUCUAUCUAUCUAUCUAUCUAUCUAUCUAUCUAUCUGCCUUGUGCCACAUCUAAGCUACGCUUGGAAAAUCACUAUCUAUCUAUCUAUCUAUCUAUCUAUCUAUCUAUCUAUCUAUCUAUCUAUCUGCCUUGUGCCACAUCUAAGCUACGCUUGGAAAAUCACUAUCUAUCUAUCUAUCUAUCUAUCUAUCUAUCUAUCUAUCUAUCUAUCUAUCUAUCUAUCUGCCUUGUGCCACAUCUAAGCUACGCUUGGAAAAUCACUAUCUAUCUAUCUAUCUAUCUAUCUAUCUAUCUAUCUCAUUCUAUUCAUAUCGAUCUAAGAUAUGACAAGGAUCCGCUUGCUACCGCCUGUUCAUUUUCGUCCACAUCCUUACGUCCAAAGGAACUCGCUGAAUUUUCUUUUCUAUCUAUGCAUAUAAACUGA
This is a messenger RNA of Acanthosepion pharaonis, 789 nucleotides long. The record is from the annotation of a GenBank genome assembly. NCBI's taxonomy places the organism in Eukaryota, Metazoa, Mollusca, Cephalopoda, Sepiida, Sepiidae.